AUGUCCAAAAAGCCACAGUGCUACAUUUGGAAUGUUGAGCCAUUAACACCUCCCACGACCCACAGCUUUGCAAACAAGACUCUAGCUGUGAAAAAAAUUGAGGUAAGGGCGCGCAAUGCACACGCUGCUGAAGCGGAUUUGUCAGUAUUUGAGCAUUCUCAACCAACUAAUGACUUAAAGCUCGCGCCUCUUAUUGCCUCGACUAUGAAAAUUAAUUGCUCAACGCCUGCAUUAAUUGGUAGCAUAGAGCCAAGUUCGGCUUCCAUUUCUGCGAUCGCUGCUUCAUCACUUAUAGUUAAUUCAGAUGCCGAAUCAAUGGAAGCAUCUUGUUCUUUAAAGAGAGAAAAGGAGAAAAACCGGCGAAGAAAGCGCGAGCCUAUUAUGCUUCCACCUGCGGUUGAGGGUGCAAAGCUGAGCUUUAAGGAAUUGAGGCGAUUGAAAAACCGUGUUUCAGCUACACGCUUACGUCAGCGCUCUCAGCAGCUGCUUCAGUCAAUGCAAGACCAAAUUGAGUACUACCGAGCUCGCUGUGAGUUUUUGGAGAUGACAGUGACAGGAUGCGCUACUUGUGCAAACCUCAACACAGUGCAAAUUGAUGAUAUUGAGCUGUUGCCUGCGUCUAAAAAAGCGAGAAUAGAGACUGUGUCAGACUCGACAGGUUAUAUUAACGACGAUGAAGGAAUAUUGCUCACGGAUACCGAGUGUGUCGUGCUUCACAAUGUACUGCACAAUUGA
Messenger RNA from Plasmopara halstedii, 735 nucleotides. RefSeq names its product Basic-leucine zipper domain. Gene Ontology annotation, biological process: regulation of DNA-templated transcription. Gene Ontology annotation, molecular function: DNA-binding transcription factor activity. Bases 1 to 735 code for a protein of 244 amino acids. NCBI's taxonomy places the organism in Eukaryota, Oomycota, Peronosporomycetes, Peronosporales, Peronosporaceae. The transcript has a single exon. The record is from RefSeq and is a predicted model, not a curated record.